Messenger RNA from Cyclopterus lumpus (lumpfish), 363 nucleotides. RefSeq names its product spexin hormone (gene spx). Gene Ontology annotation, molecular function: neuropeptide hormone activity. The record is from RefSeq and is a predicted model, not a curated record. NCBI's taxonomy places the organism in Eukaryota, Metazoa, Chordata, Actinopteri, Perciformes, Cyclopteridae. The coding region runs from base 1 to 363 and encodes 120 amino acids. The transcript is spliced from 6 exons.
AUGAAAGGUCUAAGGGCCGUCACCAUAACAUACGUCCUCACGCUGUUACUGCUGGCGUCCUUUAUCUCGCAGUCGUGGAGCGCCCCGAAGGGCUCUUUCCAGCGGAGGAACUGGACCCCGCAGGCGAUGCUCUACCUCAAGGGCACUCAGGGCCGAAGGUUCAUCUCAGAGGACCGAAAAGAAGGAGACGUCUAUGACACAUUACACCUAGAGACCCGCAGUCAGAACACAGAGAAGCUGAGCGUGGAUCAGGCCGCCACCGUCCUGCUCCACUUCCUGCAGCAGGCCAGAGAGGGAGCCGAUGAAAACCCAGAUGAGGUGUAUUUCCAGGAGCUGCCGGUGUGGAAGAGAGAAUACUUCUGA